This is a messenger RNA of Entrophospora sp. SA101, 840 nucleotides long. NCBI's taxonomy places the organism in Eukaryota, Fungi, Glomeromycota, Glomeromycetes, Entrophosporales, Entrophosporaceae. The record is from the annotation of a GenBank genome assembly.
AUGCGUUACUUCUUUAUUAGACGUAUAUGUAUAUCAUUUUCUAUAUCAGUAGAAAAAUUAGACUCUGUUUCCGAUUUCGAACCCGAAUCUCAAAUUUCUACACCUCAGCCUAAGAAUAACGAUCUUUCAAAGAAAGUGCACUAUAAUCCUUUUGAUGUCCAAAUCGCGGAAAUAGAUUCUAUGUUAGCAGAAAUAAAUCGACAAGUUACCGAAGAAAUAAUCUUAUAUGAUUCUAAACUACAUGCCGAUUUUAACGCUCGCCUCACUUCAGAACUUAAUACACGUGAUACUAUCUUAAAUGCGGAGGCGCAGAGAAUCUUGUCGUCAAUUAUUUCUUUAACCACAAGACUUGAUAACAUUGAACAAGUUUUUGAACGCUAUAAUAAUCAUUUUAGUAAAAUUUCAACCGAAUUCGAUUCAAUUAAUGAAUCUAUCGCAACAUUCCAUAAUCUACUCAAUCAACGUUAUGCAAUCGUCCAAAGAAUCGAACAAGAUCAGCAAAGUGAAACGAACCUAUCUGAAGCUUCUUUUAAUUCACCCAGUUCCUCUGCUAGUUCUACCGAUUCUCUUAAUUCCUCUGCUAAUUCUUUUGGCUCAAAUCAGCAAUCAUUUUCAAGAAUUUCAUUAACUGUCUGGACACGUUUUAAACAAAUCUUCGAUACGAAUAUGGCCAUGAAAGGUUAUAAUCUUGAUGAAAUGUAUUGUUCCGUAGCUAUGCGCAUUCGUGAACUUGGAGGAAGUAUUAAGCCGAUAACAGUAAAAAAUUUUUAUAAUAGAAGUAGUGGUUGUAGAUCGAAUACCGUAGACCAGAUUGGUUUAUGGAUAGAUAAUAUGGAGUAG